This is a messenger RNA of Pneumocystis murina B123, 666 nucleotides long. RefSeq lists its product as hypothetical. NCBI's taxonomy places the organism in Eukaryota, Fungi, Ascomycota, Pneumocystomycetes, Pneumocystales, Pneumocystaceae. The record is from RefSeq and is a predicted model, not a curated record. Bases 46 to 666 code for a protein of 206 amino acids. The transcript has 2 exons.
UUUUGACGUCUUUUUGGCGCUAUAAAAGACUCUUACCGUCUUUUUAUGCAUAUGGAAGGGCCUUCUACACCACCUGAGCAAAUUCAACGGCUUCCUCCUACACCACCAACACCUUUUUAUACAUCUUCUCGUAAUAAUUUAAUAUGUCCUUUAGAGAAACAAAAAUACACAAAAAGACUAUCCUCAUGGCUAGAAACACCAUGUCCUGUUGCUAAGGAUGUACUUCUAAGUCCAAAAAAGACUCCACAGAACAUUUUUGAGAAAAAAGAGGAAAAAUGUAUAAAUCAGAUAAAAAGUACAUUUUUGUCAAGAAAUAUAUCUAAAAAGAGGGAAAAAAAAUGUAAUAAAGAUGAUUCUGUCGAAAAAAUGUUUUUUUAUGAUGAAAAAAACCCUUUUUUUUUGAAAAGUAAAGAAAUAUUUAAUACGGAAAAAGAACCAAUAAAAAAGCUAAAUAAAACACACAAUCCAGAGGGAUUUUCAUUUUUAUUUCGGGGUAAAAAAAUUCUACAACCUUUUACAGACGAUGCAUAUGAUUUAAAACCUAAACAGCUUUUUGCAGAGAUGUUAUCUUCAUUGAAUACCACAAUUGAUGAAAUGAAUGAUGAAUUUACACCAAGCAAACGAAAAAGACGGAAAAAUAAUUUAGACAGAUUAAAUAGAACGUAA